Uncinocarpus reesii 1704 is the source of this 1635-nucleotide messenger RNA. Its product is annotated as monoamine oxidase N. The transcript has 2 exons. Gene Ontology annotation, molecular function: oxidoreductase activity. The record is from RefSeq and is a predicted model, not a curated record. NCBI's taxonomy places the organism in Eukaryota, Fungi, Ascomycota, Eurotiomycetes, Onygenales, Onygenaceae. Bases 1 to 1635 code for a protein of 544 amino acids.
AUGCGCGGCCCUCUUCCUUCCGAUCUGCCCAAGUCUCGCGACGGGUAUCACUGGACGCCUCAUGAUGGCGUGAGCCAGGGCCUUCCGACACUUGCCGCUAUCAGGCCGGAAACAAACGUCAACUCCCCCCGGCAGGUCUAUGAUGUUAUCGUUGUCGGUGCCGGAUACGCUGGCCUUACCGCUGCUCGAAAUGCUGUUCGCGAAGGCUUGAACGUUCUUCUCCUGGAAGCUCGUGACCGUAUCGGCGGUCGCACCUGGUCUUCCAACAUCAACGGAUAUGCCUUUGAGCUGGGUGGGACGUGGGUCCAUUGGACCCAACCACACACUUUCCGCGAGGUAUACCAUUACAACAUGAAGGAUGAACUUGAGAUCUCGCAAAAUUACACCACAGGUGUCAACCAUUUCCAAUUGAUCACCUCCGAUGGCGUCAAGACUAUGAGCCAUUUAGCCGAGGACAAACUUCUAGAGAGUGCAGUCAAGAAAUUUGUCGAUAUUGAUGGCAACCUUGGGCGUACUGUGAUGCCCUUCCCUCAUACCCCAGCAUACAACCCCGACGUUGCGAAAUGGGACAAGCUUUCCAUGGCAGACCGCAUCGAGCAGAUCAAAGAUGACCUGACUCCAGCAGAGAAGGCUGCAUUGGAAGGAUUUGUUCUGCUUUGCAGCGGUGGGACGCCAGAGAACACUGGAUUUUAUGAUAUCCUUCGGUGGUGGGCGUUGGGAUUCUACACUUACCAGGGAGUCAUCGACACAUGCGUGACUUUCAAAUUCCACUGCGGUCAAUCUGGAUUUGCGAAACGGUUUUUCGACGAGGCGGCUGGCUCUAAAAAAUUUUCAUAUAUCUUCAACUGUCCCAUUACCGCCAUCAAGGACAACGGCAAAACCGUACAAGUCACUGCCCAGAGUGGCAGGCAAUUUACCGCUUCAAGGCUUGUCUGCACAAUCCCGCUUAACGUUCUCAGUACCAUAGCGUUUGACCCGCCGUUGCCAAAAGCCAAGCAAGAGGCCGUCAAGAUUGGCCAGAUCAAUCUGUGUUCCAAGGUGCACGCAGAGAUUAGGGAUCGAGACCUUCGCUCGUGGAGUGCCAUCGCGCCAUACGACAAGCUGGUGUAUGCUUUCGGUGACGGCACCACCCCUGCAGGAAACACCCACAUUGUUGCUUUUGGUGCAGACCUGAACCCUCUGCACCCUGAAGAUGACAUCGAAACCACCAAGGGAGCUUUCAACCAUUUGGCCCCUAUGGAUGUACAGCGCCUUGUUUUCCACAAUUGGGCACGGGACGAGUACUCACAGGGAGCCUGGUGCAUGUUUGCCCCAAGCGUUGGGACUACCUUUUUAGACGCUCUUCGUGCUCGUCAUGGCAAUAUUUUGUUUGCUAAUUCGGACUGGGCCACCGGUUGGCGCGGGUUUAUCGACGGGGCGAUUGAAGAAGGGGCCAGGGCGGCGCAGAUGGUCCAGCAGGAGCUAGUGGACCCCCACCCCACACCCCGGACCCAGAUUGUAGGAUCCAAGUUAAUGUUUCCAAGCAUAAUUCUAUAUGAACACUCCCUUUUAGCGCCUGGCUACUCCCGUAGUUACCUGUGUUAUAUGAAACUCCGAUCCAAAGUCCAAUUGCAAGCCCCUGACCCUAAACCCUAA